AUGUUAGCCUUCGCCGGCGCAGACGAAAAGGCCGAAGGAUCCUGGAGAGUCGAUUAUCUGGUCAUCGAGCAGCCUCCUUCGCCUCGAGCCCUCUCGCAGAGGUCGAGUUUCCCGCAAACCAUGCCGGCUCUCUCCUCGCCGGACACCCCAAACAGCCAUCAACAGCAGCAGCACAACCAGCAUACCCCGGGAACCAAGCAGGCGUCCUCUCUGUUUGCUCAUCCUGCGUCCAAACAGCCGCACGAGAAAGCUGCUGCAAACGCCUUUCUGUGGAACCCAGACUUCAACAACGGAGAUACCGGAGAUGGAGUCACCGCUUCGGCGAAUUUCUUUGUUGACAGUCGCUCCAGGGGGCCAAAUUCAAAGGCUGGAGCCACGGUUUCCAUCUCUCCUUCGCGAGACCAAGAUCGAGAGCGAGACCGUACAGAGAGCGUUGACUCGUCGCUGAGGAACGGGCGUGCCGUCUCCUCUCGCAACUCGAUGGCGGACAACGCAAUAACAACAACGCCCACGACCACCACCAAUGGCGCAUCCGCCCACAACGAAGCGUACGAAGCGUUUGCCGACGAACACGAACGCUGGAUGAACGGGACUGGCCAGGCUCAAGGCCAGCAGGGGACUAUCAAUGGUGCUGCACUGCCGUACCGACCUAGCUCGAAACCCAGCACUACUACGAACUACCAGGCCUCGCAGCUUCACAACUACACCGGAUACCCAUCCACAGCGGAACUGACACCCCCAAGCUCCUCGUCCCAACACGAAGACGCAGGGCCUGCUCCAACAAGACCACCACCGCCUAUUCCAACCAACGCUACUACGACCACUACUACCACCACCACCACCACCACUUCAGUUUCGAAACCCACAACUCCUACACCCAAACCUCCAACUCUUGAUACCAACAACCUCGCUCCAGAGCCACAGCCCAUCACCUAUCGACACUCCUCUCCAGCACCUCAAGGAUCUUCAAACGCACACUCAGAAAUACCUACUUCCCCCUCCAGCCCGCCGGGCGGCCGUCUCAUCCACCGACACACCCUCCAGGUGCCACGCCAUUCCUCAUCACGAGCAAGCCGUGAACUCUCUACUCCCAUCGCCGUUGACGACACCCUCCUACCCAUCGACCGUGUCUCGUCUCCUACCUCUGUUCUCCGCCGUGGCUCGUUUACCAUCCCUCGCCUUUCCCAACGCUCAAAUCAUUCAGAACCUCACUUGGACGAAGCCCUGCACGACGAAGGUGCCGCCAGAUGGACGGAAGCGUUCAAGCAGCGCCGGGCCAGCAAACGAAAGCGGCGAGAGGAGGAAGACGAUGACCGCGUCAUCGUCGGAACAAAAGUCGAUCAGCACCACGUCAACUGGGUGACCGCGUAUAACAUGCUGACAGGUAUCCGUUUCACCGUUUCAAGAACCAACGCCAAGCUUGACAGGGACCUCACAGAUGCAGACUUUGAUGCCAAACAUAAGUUUUCCUUUGAUAUUACUGGAAACGAGUUGACCCCAUCGGCCAAGUAUGACUUCAAGUUCAAAGACUAUGCACCCUGGGUCUUUCGUCGGCUGCGUGCCAAAUUCCAGCUUGACCCGGCAGACUACCUCAUGUCCCUCACCAGCAAAUACAUCCUCUCCGAACUAGGCUCGCCAGGCAAAAGUGGCAGCUUCUUCUACUUCUCCCGUGACUACAAAUACAUCAUCAAAACCAUCCACCAUGCCGAACACAAACUCCUCCGCAGGAUCCUCCGUGAAUACUACUCACACAUCGAAAACAACCCUAAUACCCUCAUCUCCCAGUUCUACGGCCUACACCGUGUCAAGAUGGCAUAUGGCCGCAAGAUCCACUUUGUUGUCAUGAACAACCUCUUCCCGCCCCAUCGAGACAUCCAUCAAAUGUAUGACUUGAAGGGAUCAACAAUCGGUCGAGAUUUCAAGGAAGAAGACCUAGUAGCAAACCCCCGAGCCACUCUGAAAGAUCUCAAUUGGCUACGAAGAAACCGCCAUAUAAAUUGCGGUAAGGAGAAGCGAGAGGUCUUCCUUGCCCAGCUCCGUCGUGAUGUCAGCCUGCUUCAACGGCUAAAGAUUAUGGAUUAUUCCCUCCUGAUCGGAAUCCAUGAUGUGGAGAAGGGAAAUGAGGAGAAACUCCGUGAUCGGACGCUCCAGAUCUUCCAGCCUGGAGGUGAUUUGGCAGAUGAACAGCAACCAAACUUGCUUAUGCGAACACCGUCUAGACUGGAAAAUGCGCGCAAGGCAAGAGAGCUAAGAGAAAUGAUUAAACGCGAGAAACCAGUUCCUAUGGAACAUACCACUGCCAAGAUGCCGGACGAAGUGCUGGAUGAACGGAAGAACUUGGUCUUCUACUCAGAUGACGGUGGAUUUAGGGCAACGAACGAGAACGGGGAUCCUGGUAACGAGAUAUAUUAUCUUGGUGUUAUUGACUGUUUAACUCAUUAUGGCAUGGUGAAGAAAGCAGAGCAUUUCUGGAAGGGACUUUCUCACAACAGCUCCCAAAUCUCGCCUAUCCCGCCCGAAGCCUACGGAGAGCGUUUCCUAGAGUUCAUCACAAGUAUCACCAAAUCCAAAGACCAGGUAGAACGCGAAAAGCAAACUGCUGAAGCUGCCCAGACCCACACAACCGACGAAGCCGCCUCAUCUGCGGAAAAGAAAUCCACCGAUGCUCAGAAAUCACAGUCCGCACACCCGGAGCCAUCCCGAACUCUAAAGACUGUGAGUACCCCGGCAGACUUCAACAAUGGCGGUGCAGCUGCAACGUUACCUGUUGUUGAAGAAGUCGGUGAGAAUAGCAGCACAGGGGGCCGGAGUGGACGAAGCAACGUGAGCAGAGGAGGAGAAGGAGACGGCGCCCCUGCGGAUGAAGAACGGUGGACCAGCAUGGAAUCCAGACGACACAGUUUCCGCACCGCAAGGGAACCAGCUAGCCCGCCGCCGGUAUCUGCGCCUCCACCAAUUCCCUCCCCAAAGAUCGGUGACGGCGAGUAUAAAUCACAAACCCAUUUGGGCAACCCAGCCGACAGUAAUGGAACCAUCCGUGCUGUAAGGAAUAGCUCCGAGAGAGAUAAGGAGUUGCCGCCUACACCUGAUAGACCUCCUAUGCCUCAACGACGACCGCCUCCAACUCCGCCUUCAUAG
This is a messenger RNA of Trichophyton benhamiae CBS 112371, 3138 nucleotides long. RefSeq lists its product as uncharacterized. Lineage: Eukaryota; Fungi; Ascomycota; Eurotiomycetes; Onygenales; Arthrodermataceae. The transcript is spliced from 3 exons. Gene Ontology annotation, molecular function: phosphatidylinositol kinase activity. Gene Ontology annotation, biological process: phosphatidylinositol metabolic process. The record is from RefSeq and is a predicted model, not a curated record. Bases 1 to 3138 code for a protein of 1045 amino acids.